Molecule: messenger RNA, 1001 nt
Organism: Peromyscus leucopus (white-footed mouse)
Lineage: Eukaryota; Metazoa; Chordata; Mammalia; Rodentia; Cricetidae
Product: origin recognition complex subunit 6-like
Exons: 1
Coding region: 145-912 (255 amino acids)
Biological process (GO): DNA replication initiation; DNA replication
Cellular component (GO): nuclear origin of replication recognition complex
Molecular function (GO): DNA binding
Source: RefSeq, a predicted model, not a curated record
AACUCUGAGGUGAUACAAUAAUUUAAUUUAAGAUUUUUAAUGUGUAAUAUAGAGGACAGGAAAGUCAUUGCCAUAGAGAGCAACAGACUGGGAUCAAGGCUACUUGUGUCAACAUAAGAAAACUUGUUUCAAUUUCUUCGGGCCAUGGAGUCGGAGCUGGUCCGGCGCCUCGCCCCACGCCUCGGCCUGGCGGAGCCGGGUGUCCUGAGGAAAGCAGAGGAGUACCUACGGCUGUCUAAGGUGAGGUGUACCGGUCUGUCUGCACACAGCUCAGAAACCAGCAGUGCUGUCAUAUGCCUGGACCUUGCAGCUUCCUGCAUGAAGUGCCCCCUGGAUAGAGCUUAUUUAAUUAAGCUCUCUGGCUUGAACAAGAAGAUGUAUCAGAGCUGUCUUAAAUCUUUUGAGUGUUUACUGGGAUUAAAUUCAAAUAUUGGAAUAAGAGACCUAGCUGUACAGUUCAGCUGUACAGAAGCAGUGACCAUGGCUUCAAAGAUACUGCAAAGCUACGAGUCUAGUCUUACCGAAGCACAGCGAGCAGACCUGGACUUGUCCAGGCCGCUUUUCACCACUGCUGCACUGCUUUCAGCAUGCAAAAUUCUGAAGGUAAAAGUGGAUAAAACCAAAAUGAUAACUACAUCUGGUGUGAAAAAAGCAAUAUUUGAUCGGCUAUGUAAGCAGUUAGAGAAGAUUGGGCAGCAGAUUAACAGAGACUCUGGAGAUUUAGCUAGUCCAGCACUGAAGAAAAAGAAGUCUGUGGUUGAAACACCAGCAAAAGAAAUAGAAGAAGUAAUAGAAACCCCACAUAAAGCACUGAAAGAUGAAGGUCUGACACAGGAUUAUGAAGAAUGGAAAAGGAAGAUUUUGGAAAAUGCUGCCAAAGCUCAAACAGCUGCCGCAGAGCCUGGAAGAUGAAGGGCCUGAGGAUUCAUCCAAACUUGUAUACCAGGUGUGCUGAGGAUUGUCUCAAUAUGAAAGACACUAGCACUAGGCACCUCAUGUGG